Messenger RNA from Emiliania huxleyi CCMP1516, 522 nucleotides. RefSeq lists its product as hypothetical. The transcript is spliced from 3 exons. NCBI's taxonomy places the organism in Eukaryota, Haptophyta, Isochrysidales, Noelaerhabdaceae. Gene Ontology annotation, cellular component: MKS complex. Gene Ontology annotation, biological process: cilium assembly. The record is from RefSeq and is a predicted model, not a curated record. Bases 1 to 522 code for a protein of 173 amino acids.
AUGGCGGAGCUUCACGUGGUCGGGCAGCUGCUCGGCGGGGACGGCUUCCAAAGGAACAGCCUCUUCUGCAAGUGGUCCAUCGACGCUGGCCCAAAUUUUCGCCUGCUGCAGGGCCACACCAGCGGCCAGACGCACUGUGACCACCCGAACGAAGACGAGCCGGCGGUGUGGGCGCAUCCGCUCGACCUGCACUACGCGCUCAAGGGCUUCGACGGUUGGCCAAAGCUGAUCCUCGAGGUGUGGACGGUCGACCAGUUUGGCCGCUGCGAGCUGGGUGGCUACGGUUGCUGCGUCGUCCCCACCAGCUCCGGGAUGCAUGAGGUGCAGACUUGGAGGCCAUGCGGAACGCUGCGCGAGCAAAUCACGUCCUUUUUCCUCGGGGGCGUGCCCACGCUCAAGCACCGCGAGGUGAUCAGCUCGAGUUUCGACCGAUUUCGGCUGCACACAGAGACUGCGGGCGCCGUCAGCUUGAGGCUCUGCAUUGUGACAAAGGGGCUAGGUCGCUACCGCGUGACUGGGUGA